AUGGCGACUCACCCACAACUGCAGCACGGGGCCACCUCAAUGCAGCGUGGCGCAUCGUUGGCCUUGAACGACAGCCAAGACAUCCUGGCUCUCCGCACGGCCUGCGGCACGUUCGGGGUGGUGUGCUUCUCCGUGCUCGUCUUCGCCUUUCUGGGGCACAUAGCGCUCGCCUUGCUAAAGCUGUCUUCGCGAGGGGGCGCACCACGGGCAAGCAAGGCAAUCACUGUGAACAAACUGCACCACAUCGCCCACAAUGUGCGGCACCUAGGCAUCAUCAUGGACGGCAACAGGCGCUACGGCAGCCGCCAUGCUUUGACGGCUAGGGGCCCCGUCCCAUCGGUGCUGCGAGAGAUACGCGAGGAGCUGUGCAACGCCCCUGAGCUCAUCGAGACCCAUAGCGCGGCCGAGCAGUUGUGCUGGCUGGCAGCGCGCUACAAGCGCUUUGCAGCGGCCAUUCAGCACAGCUCCCUUGACGGCCACCGCGUCGGUGGGGAAAAGCUGCUGGAGGUCAUCAGCCACAGCAUGGAGGCGCACAUCGAUAUGGUGACGGUGUAUGCCUUUUCGACCGACAACUGGAAUCGCCCCGCCGCGGAAGUGGAUGCGCUCAUGUCGCUCUUUUUUUUCUUCUUUGACCGCAUCCGCAAGGAGGCGCUAGAGCGGCACAUCUUUGUGCGUUUUAUAUCCACCGAACCUUUCCGCCUACCGCCUCGCGUGGUGGAGUUCAUGAGAAGUGUGGAGCGCGAGACGCGAGUAGUUCAGCCCCGUCGGCUGGUGCUGAACAUCUGUGUGAGCUACAGCGGUCAGUCGGAGGUAGUGGUGGCGUGCAACCGCCUUGUCGCCCGCCGCCUCCGAGACAGCAGCGGUACCGCCUCCGCCGCCGCCGUCGCAACAGAGGUGACGAAGGAAGAGCUGGACAGAGAGAUGCUGCGCAGCAUUACGCAGAACGAGCAUGAGGCGGAGGAUGCGCAUAUCUUCGGCGGCGACGUCUCUGUAGAACCAGAGCUUAUUCUCCGCACAAGUGGAGAGCAGCGCAUCAGUAACUUUCUCCUCUAUGAGUGCGCCUACUCCGAGUUUGUGUUUCUGGACAAGACGUGGCCGGAGGUGACAAAGGAGGACAUUCGACAGGCGCUCUCCGAUUUCACUCGUCGCGAGAAACGUAAGGGGCGUUGA
Messenger RNA from Leishmania mexicana MHOM/GT/2001/U1103, 1170 nucleotides. Its product is annotated as cis-prenyltransferase-like protein. NCBI's taxonomy places the organism in Eukaryota, Euglenozoa, Kinetoplastea, Trypanosomatida, Trypanosomatidae. The record is from RefSeq and is a predicted model, not a curated record. The transcript has a single exon. Gene Ontology annotation, biological process: polyprenol biosynthetic process. Gene Ontology annotation, cellular component: endoplasmic reticulum. The coding region runs from base 1 to 1170 and encodes 389 amino acids.